This is a messenger RNA of Labrus mixtus (cuckoo wrasse), 1459 nucleotides long. Its product is annotated as elongin-B-like. Gene Ontology annotation, cellular component: VCB complex; elongin complex. Bases 152 to 511 code for a protein of 119 amino acids. Gene Ontology annotation, biological process: transcription elongation by RNA polymerase II. Gene Ontology annotation, molecular function: protein binding. The transcript has 4 exons. The record is from RefSeq and is a predicted model, not a curated record. NCBI's taxonomy places the organism in Eukaryota, Metazoa, Chordata, Actinopteri, Labriformes, Labridae.
UUCUGAAGAUUCCACGUAGUGACGCGCACCUCUCUUCUGUGAAUACCCGACGCGCAUCUUUACUGCGCAAUAUCCGUAAGCGGUGCAGUCUGGGGUUCUGCUGCACACAACACAGGGCUGGCGCAACUGGCUAGCUAGCUGACCACUUGAAAUGGACGUGUUCUUAAUGAUCCGGCGUCACAAGACUACAAUCUUCACAGACGCCAAAGAGUCCACUACGGUCUAUGAGCUGAAGCGGAUUGUUGAAGGAAUCCUGAAGAGAACUCCUGAAGACCAGAGGCUCUACAAAGAUGACCAGUUGCUAGAGGACAGCAAAACGCUUGGUGAUAGUGGAUUCACCAACCAGACUGCCAGACCUCAGGCCCCAGCUACAGUUGGUCUGGCUUUCCGCAUAAAUGACGAGAUGUUCGAACAGCUGCACGUCGAGGCCUUCUCCAGCCCCCCAGAACUCCCCGAUGUGAUGAAACCUCAGGACUCGGGUAGCACUGCCAACGAGCAGGCCGUGCAGUGAUGAUGGGGGAAAAGAAACGAGCAGUGGAGAGGAGAAUGGAAGUGGGUGUGUGUGUGGAUUCACUGCAGUGGAGAAGUAGUGGGGUGGAGAAUAUGUAAUAUAAUAUUAGUUGAUGGAUGGGGGCGUUAUAGGUAACCAAACCUAUCCAUGUUACCUUCAUGCUAUCAUCCCAGCAUCACAACCCCUCCCCUCUCCUGACAUUAGCUUCACAAAUCAUUUUUAACUUUUUGUUUGAUUUCCACAUCACAUGCAUUUUUAUCUCCUCGAUUUUGCUCUUAAGCACCAACCUGCUCAAAGAAGGUUUUGAGUGAAGAAGUUGGUUUUGGAAAGUAUGAUUGUAUGUGUGUGUGUGUGUGUGUGUGUUUGUGUGUGUGUGUGAGUUAUAAUAAUUAUUAUCAUUUAAUAUUUUUUGAAAAGGUGAAGGCGUAGUUGUGUGUCGCAGUGCUCUAGAAGUAACACGAGUAGGUAAGGAGUCCGGUGUCUGAAUCGGCAAAAUGCAUGAACAAGUUAAAAAAACAAAAGGCUUUAUUUCACACAAACAGCUAAACCUUGAACUGUUAAGUUUCCUUGGUCUGAUUUCCCCAGUUUUGUUGUACAUUUCUGAUUUGAUUUCAUACCAAGAAAGAAGUUCUUUAUGAUUAUUACGUGUACUUUUGUGUUGUCAUUUAGUGUUUUUUCUGUAUGUCUAACUCGUCAGUUCUUUGUUGUAUGUUUCAUGCACUGAGACCAAAGCCAGUGACCUCUUUGACAACAGAGGGACUUUUUAUUUGGUCAAAGAACAUUUUGUCUGUGACAUACAGCGUACACAGGAGAAGAGUUUUCCAAUGUUACAACUUCCUUUAAAAGAAAAUGUACCACAUGUCACCAACAUAAAUGUGGCACCUUCCCCUUAUCACACAAACAUAGCCUGUAACUGUGAGCUUGCUUAAUUAAAAAGUUUUUCCUGUU